Brienomyrus brachyistius is the source of this 7284-nucleotide messenger RNA. It is a transcript of the gene atrn, whose product is annotated as attractin. Gene Ontology annotation, molecular function: protein binding. NCBI's taxonomy places the organism in Eukaryota, Metazoa, Chordata, Actinopteri, Osteoglossiformes, Mormyridae. Bases 316 to 4440 code for a protein of 1374 amino acids. The record is from RefSeq and is a predicted model, not a curated record. The transcript is spliced from 29 exons. Gene Ontology annotation, cellular component: Golgi apparatus.
GUGUGAUGCGCUCUGUGCGGUGGUGAAGGCUGGAGAUAAGCGCUUUAACAUGAAGAGCAGAUAAACAUAAAAAAGAACCGAAAUACGUGCUAUUUCCACAUAAAGUCGGUGACAAAACAACGAAUGUGAAAAUAUUUCAGCUGCCGGCUCUUCAGGCUAUCCUGAGACGUCACGAAAAAUACGCCGGCACGGGAGCUUAACUUGUUUUCCCGGGGUCGAGCUUUACAGUACGACUGCUCCGAGAAAAGAGGGUUUUUAUAUUCCGAAGUGAGAGGCAAAUAAGAUAUAAGUCGUUGGGGGGCGAAUUGAAUCGCUAUGACGGACGGAAGGAGGCGGUGGGCCUGCUCGCGCUUCGGCCGCGGUCUGUCCGGCGGAGCUCCCCCCGGAGCGCCGCCGCUGCAGCACCGAAACGCCUUGCUUAUCUCCGCGCUUCUCUUCUUUUUCGGACCCAUGUCUUCCACCGAGGCCAAGGAAUGCGACAAGCCGUGUCUGAACGGCCAGUGCAACCCGGGUGGCGGCAACUGCGUGUGUGAACCCGGCUGGGUCGGGGACCAGUGCCAGCACUGCGGGGGACGCUUCAGGUUGACGGGCCCAUCUGGGUUUCUGACUGAUGGGCCGGGGAACUACAAGUACAAGACCAAGUGCACGUGGCUGAUCGAGGGACAGCCCAACACCAUCCUCAGACUGCGCUUCAACCACUUUGCCACAGAAUGCAGCUGGGAUCACCUCUAUGUGUAUGAUGGGGACUCCAUCUACGCCCCUCUGCUGGCCGCCUUCAGCGGCCUGAUCGUGCCGGAGCGCUAUUCCAACGAGACUCUCCCGGAGGUAGUUUCCCAAUCCGGCUACGCCCUGCUGCACUUCUUCAGCGAUGCAGCCUACAAUCUCACUGGCUUCAACAUCUCUUACAGAAUCAACACCUGCCCCAACAACUGCUCAGACCGGGGGGAGUGCCGGCUGGCUAACGGCAGCGUGGGCGUGUACUGCGAGUGCGCCGAGCAGUGGAAGGGCGAGGCCUGCGACAUCCCCUCUUGCCUGGGCCAGUGUGGCCUCCCGGAGCGUGGCGAGUGCCAGGCCAAUAGCAGCCGCCGCUGUCUCUGCCACCCCAGAUGGCAAGGUCCCGAUUGUUCCAUCCCUGUGCCCGCUAAUCGCUCCUUCUGGACCCAUGAGGACUAUUCCGGAGACAGCUUGGCCCGCGCCUCCCACAAGGCCGUGGUCGAUAAGGACAUCAUGUGGGUCAUUGGCGGAUACGUGUUCAACUACUCAGACUACAAAAUGGUUAAAGCGUACAACUUGACCUCCCAGUUGUGGUUGACUCUUAACCGCUCCGUGGAUGCAGUGACAGCACGCUAUGGCCAUUCCCUAGCUCUGCACGAGCACAAGAUCUACAUGUAUGGAGGCAAGAUAGACUCCACGGGCAACAUCACCAACCAGCUGUGGGUCUUCCAUAUCCAUAACCAGUCCUGGGUGCUAGCCAGUCCACGAGCCAAGGAGCAGUAUGCUGUAGUGGGUCAGUCGGCCCACGUGGUGCAGCUGGCCCAGGACAGCACAGUCAUGCUGGUCAUCUUCGGUCACUGCCCUCUCUACGGCUACAUCAGCAAGGUGCAGGAGUACAACAUUGCCACCAACACCUGGAGCAUCCUGAAGACCAACGGGGCACUAGUGCAGGGAGGAUACGGCCACAGUAGCGUAUACGACCCCAAGACCCGCGCCAUCUACAUCCAUGGUGGCUACAAGGCCUUCAGUGCCAACAAGUACGGGCUGGCUGACGACCUGUACAAGUACGAAGUGGACACCAGGAUGUGGACCAUCCUGAAAGACAGCGGCUUCUUCCGCUACCUGCACACAGCCAUCAUCGUGAGCGGCACCAUGCUGGUGUUUGGCGGGAACACACACAAUGACACAUCCAUGAGCCAUGGGGCCAAGUGCUUCUCCUCCGACUUCAUGGCCUACGACCUGGCUUGUGAUGAAUGGUCAGUACUGCCUCGACCAGACCUCUACCAUGAUGUCAACCGCUUUGGUCACUCUGCGGUCUACAACAAUGGCAUCAUGUACAUCUUUGGGGGCUUUAACAGCCUGCUGCUGAGCGACGUGCUCACGUUCACCCCGGCCAGCUGCUUCGCCUUCUCCAGUGAGACGUCCUGCGGCUCUGCCUGGCCAGGAAUCCGAUGCCUGUGGAACAGCAGCCUGGGCACCUGUCUGCCCUGGGAGGCUGCCAGCCCUCACCAGGAGCGUCUGGUGCUAGCCUCCUGUCCCCGCAAAGCAUAUGCCGACAACGAGAAGUGUGACUCAUACACAGACUGCUACAGCUGCACGGCUAACACCAACGGCUGCCAGUGGUGUGCUGACCAGUGCAUCUCCAUGAGCAGUAACUGCACUACUGUCACGGGCGUGAUUGCGGAGUAUGAGAUGUGCCCCAAAGACAACCCUGAGUAUGUCUGCAACAAGAAGACAAGCUGUAAGAGCUGCGCCAUGGACCAGAACUGCCAGUGGGAACCUCGCAACCAGGAGUGCAUCGCCUUGCCCGAGAACAUCUGUGGGGAGAGCUGGCACUUGGUCGGAAACUCCUGUCUGAAGUUCAUCACGGCGAAGGACUCGUACGACAACGCCAAGCUGACCUGCCGCAGCCAUAACGCCGUCCUGGCCUCCCUCACCACACAGAAGAAGGUGGAGUUUGUGCUGAAGGAAUUGCAGAUCAUGACCGUCCUGUACAAGGCCACGGUGACUCCCUGGGUGGGUCUGAGGAAGAUAAACAUCUCGUAUUGGUGCUGGGAGGACAUGUCUCCCUUCACGAACACGUCCCUGCAGUGGCUGCCUGGCGAGCCCAGUGACGCUGGCUUCUGCGGCUACCUGGCCGAGCCAGCCUCCAGCGGCCUCAAGGCUGCCACCUGCGUCAACUCCGUGAACGGCAGCCUGUGCGAGCGUCCAGCCAAUCACAGUGCCAAACAGUGCCGCACGCCUUGCGCCCUGCGCACCACUUGCAGCGAGUGCACCAGCAGCAGCUCCGAGUGCAUGUGGUGCAGUAACAUGCGCCAGUGCGUGGACUCCAAUGCCUACGUGGCCUCCUUCCCCUUUGGACAGUGCAUGGAGUGGUACACCAUGAACAGCUGCCCACCGGAAAACUGCUCUGGCUAUCGGACCUGCGGCCAGUGUCUGGACCAGCCGGGCUGCGGGUGGUGCACCGACCCCAGCAACACGGGGAGGGGCCAGUGCAUCGAGGGCUCGUCUCGUGGGCCCGUGCAAACUCCCAGCCCCACCGCUUACCAGGAGCCAGCCCUCAACCUCACCAUGUGCCUGCAUGAGAACAGGUUCAAUUGGUCCUUCAUCCAUUGCCCUGUGUGUCAGUGCAACGGACACAGCAGGUGUGUCAACGAGAGUGUGUGUGAGAAGUGCGAGGACUUAACCACAGGGAAGCACUGCGAAAGCUGUAUCUCCGGUUACUAUGGCGACCCCACCAACGGCGGCACCUGCCAACCCUGCAAGUGUAACGGACAUGCCAGCAUGUGUAACCCCAGCAAUGGGAAGUGUUUCUGCACUACAAAAGGCAUCAAAGGAGACCGCUGCCACUUGUGCGAGGUAGAGAACCGCUACCAGGGUAACCCGCUUAAAGGGACAUGCUACUAUACCCUGCUCAUUGACUACCAGUUCACCUUCAGCCUGUCACAAGAAGAUGACCGCUACUACACUGCCAUCAACUUUGUUGCCACACCUGAGGAGCAAAAUCGGGACCUAGACAUGUUCAUCAAUGCUUCAAAGAAUUUCAACCUAAACAUUACUUGGGCCACCAGUUUUGCAGCGGGAACCCAAGCUGGAGAAGAGAUCCCCAUUGUGUCUAGGAGUAACAUCAAGGAGUUCAAGGACAGUUUCUCCAAUGAGAAGUUCGACUUUCGCAACAAUCCAAACAUCACAUUCUUUGUAUAUGUCAGCAACUUUACUUGGCCAAUAAAGAUACAGAUCGCCUUCUCCCAGCACAGUAACUUCAUGGACCUAGUACAGUUCUUUGUCACCUUCUUCAGCUGCUUCCUGUCCCUGCUGCUGGUGGCCGCCGUGGUGUGGAAGAUCAAGCAGAGCUGCUGGGCGUCGCGCCGCAGAGAGCAACUCCUGCGCGAGAUGCAGCAGAUGGCCAGCCGGCCCUUUGCCACCAUCAACGUCGCCUUGGAAACAGACGAGGAACCACCUGACCUUAUCGGAGGCAGUAUUAAGACGGUGCCCAAGCCCAUCGCCAUGGAACCCUGCUUCGGCAACAGAGCGGCCGUGCUGUCCAUCUUUGUACGGCUGCCCAGGGGCUCUGGGGGCAUCCCACCUCCGGGACAGUCAGGGCUGGCGGUGGCCAGCUCGCUGGUGGACGUGUCCCAGCAGAUGUGCGUCGCCUAUAAGGAGAAGUCUGGGGCCGUGCGGAAUCGCAAGCACCAGCCCCCGGCGCAGCCGGCCACCUGUAUCUGAUCCCAUGCACCCGGCCGAGUCGCGAGCCAAGGACUGGGGAGGGGCCCGGGGAUCCGUGGGGGAAGACACGCACUUCCGGGGGAGGAGCCCGAGGAAGGACUCGGCAGGGGCGGACAUCGCAGAACUCAGUCCUGGCAAUAACCGACCUCAAGUGGGGAGCCGCGAUUUCAUCCCCAGCCGACGGACGAUAGAGAUGCUCUCUCAGAGACGAGGGCAAGAUGGAGGAGUGGAAUGGCUGCCAUGGGGAGGACGCUUGACACCUGCACCCCUCCCGCUCUCUUCUUCCCUUCAUCACCCUACAGCUGCUGUUUUCCCAUCCAGUCAUUAUAUCUAAAUUUUCUUUUAUAUGGUUUUUAGACAUGACGUGUCUGAUUUCUGAUGUCCCAUGUACCAGAAGGGAGCCCUGUACACAGUCACUGAUUUGAGUUCAUUAUGGAAGACGAUGCACAGUGUAGCAACUCCUUGCAGCGCAGGGGGGGAGGGGGGGUUCCUUCUGUAUUGCACAUGAACCCCAAGGCAAGGCCUGUCUUACAGACUCCUGAGCCUUUAUUUGCCCAUCAAGCUUUGAGACCAUUUAUCACUGAUUUGUCUCCUUUCUGCGAUAUGCUGAGGACAAAAGAGAAGAAACUACUGAUGUAACCGUAGACCGUGAGCUUGUUUUUGUGGCAAUUUACGGUCUGCAAAUGGGCAUUUCACUUUGUCUGCUCACAUAAUUCUUUACCAGCAUAAGCUAAUGGAUAAGUUUGUUUUCUCUGAAUCCCACAGGUGAUUGGGUGGCUCUUGUUCCCUGUCUUAUGAUGAAGAUUAGACAGUGGGGUCAGGGCCGUACUAUGUGGGAUUGGCCAUAAGUGAUCGGUGAUGAUGAGGGUAACGCAGGGAAAGGGAGAUUACAUUUCAGGUGUCCCGGAACACAUUUCGCCCUGAUGUGUGAACACACAGCUAUGGGGCAGCCUGUCUUCUUUAAUCCGAAAUGUGUUUGUUAAGCGGCUUCUGUUGUAUUAGUCAAAUUUUGCUUUUAACCAUCUUAGUACAGAAGGGGGAAAUGAUGAUGUCAUGUCAGCCACGUCUGGAAUUGGGGGGUCGGGUCCCAUGAUCGCUGCAUGGGGGGGCGAUAAUGUUACAGGAGAUAUUCCUGAAGGGGUGAGGUAUCCUUUCCUAGGUGAUGGGGGUCAAUCAGUGAAGAACCCACAAGCAUGACUAUACUGAGAGCCCCUUUAUUUCGAGAAGCGUUUGCUUUUAUAUCUGGGAUUGUUGUCUCCCAAUCGGGAGUCACAGCCCAUUUUAAUGAGUUUUACCUCAGUCAGAACAGGCUGGGGGGGAAAUAAAAUUGAUGUGUUUAUUCUUCUGUUUCCAGACAGUCUUUUAGGUUCCAAGACGACUGCCGCUAGUUAUAAAACUUUUAAAUUGUCAGCAACAAUUUGCUCGAAGGAGAAAAUUGAGACUACUGAGGAGGGAAGAACUGAAAAAAAAAUGUUUUUGUGUUUUGUUCCUUCUGUGUUUGAACACAUGCUUUGUCCUUUGGAAUGUGCAGCUUAUCCGAAUAGUACAGUGGCUCAGUAUUACAUCACUCUAAGCUUUUGCCAUUCUGUUCCAUCAAAUGGAGUCCUUUCAAAACAAGGGAGCCACCCCCCCCCCCCCCCCCCCCAAAAAAAAAAAAAAAAAAUGCACAAAUCACAUGUAUAUGUUUUAAUGAAAAAAUCCUCCCCAGUACACACUUAUGCUGCUGACCCAGUGAGGUCACGUGACGCUGGCUGUCAGCGCGCUUCGUAUCGCUCGUACACAGGACACACGAGACCGAUGACUCGCAGCUUAGCGGGACACCUGAACAGGCACGGCCAAUGCUUUUAACGCAUGCCGCACAGAUGCUGUUUUGUAUGUUUCUGUGCUAAAUAGAGCAGUUGUGCUUGUAUUUUAGACAAAGGUAUGCCUUUGUCUGUGUAGUCACCUUCAUGUCCACCCACCCAAAGGGGCUCCCACCCCCAGAGCUUGAUUCGUCACUCACGUUUAUCUUCCCUUGGACUCCAUAGCACCUCUCGUCUCUCCCCUCCCAGCGAAACGCCACUGUAGACGUGGGAGACGUAGUUUGUCAAUAUGUAAACAAACAAAAAAAUUAGCAUCGAUUGCACUCUUCUCUUUUUUUGUAAAUAUGGAGAAAGUAUUGUAAACUAUUUCUUUGCCAUGGGGAAAAUGUUGAGAAGGAGAUGAGCAUAUGCUCAAAGAACGUCUGUUUGGUUAAAAACGGAGUCAAUAAUUUUUGUAUUGUAAAAUAACUUAUUUAAACAAGCUUAGGCAUGGAUGACAGCAUAAUGUAAAGGACAGGUUUAACAAAAACCAUGUCACUACAUGGAAAUCUAUGAAUGUUAUAGAAUUUUUGAUCUGUAAUAAAUUGCUAAAAAUCCAAAUUGUAUAUAUUUUUAUUUUAUGUUUAACUCCCUUUGUUUAGCACUGGAUCAGUUUCUCACGAACUCAAAAGCUGAUAAUCAAAAAAAUAUAUAUAUAUACACAUUGAUGUUUAGCAACCAGAAGCUAAAUAUAGAAUGAAGCACUAUAUCUAGUGCCUGGUUUUAGCUUUGAUACUGUCUACUAUACUAGAGGUAUUGUUAUGUAAGCUAAAGAUUUAUUCCAGUUUUGUAAUACUUUUCAGUUUCAUUUGGUUUAAUAUUCCUCGAGAUAUUAGAGAUGAAAUUAUGGAAUGAAAAAACAAAUAAUUAAAUGCAAUAAUGAUUACAGCUGUAAUAGUUUUUUGACUUUUUGAUUGUCAGUUGGUAAUGCAAUAGCAUACGUAAUAAAAUGGGCCAUAUUACUGUCAUGCAAAUAUAACAUGAUCCAAAUUCUUUGAGAACA